AUGGCACAGAAGGUGAAAGCGGCUGCAAUAUGGCUGCUGUUGUUGCUUCAUGGCGUUGUUGUUCUUGGAGAACGUACGCGCGAUCAAAUGUACCAGCCCAUCAUGGGCGCCAGUUGUUUCCGGCGCUUGAAUGGCACACAUCAGACUGGAUGCUCGUCAACGCAUUCGGGCUCUGUCGGUGUACUACACUUAAUAAAUGUUGAAGCCGACUUGGAAUUUUUGCUCACCAGUCCACCAUCGCCACCAUAUGCACCACUCAUUCCACCACAUUUGUUCACCAGGAACAAUAUAAUGCGCCUGAAAGAGGCUGGGCCAAAGAUAAUUUCCGUUGUGCUGCUGAUAAAUAAGCCGGAGAAAAUGAAACAAUUUUCUCAUGAGCUCAACUGUCCGAAUCAGUACAGCGGACUGGGCAAUAGUAGUGGGACUGCGACCUGUGAUGCGAGUAACGUUGCCUCCACAUGGAAUCCUUGGGGCACGGGUCUCUUGCAUGAGGAUUUCCCUUUUCCCAUUUAUUACAUAGCCGAUCUGGACGAAAUUAAUAAAUUGGAGAAUUGCUUUGAAAAGUUCAAUAACUUUGACUACGAAUCACAUGCAAUGCGCAGCUUAUGUGCUGUGGAAGUGAAGUCCUUCAUGUCGGCAGCUGUUAACUCUGAGGUGUGCAUGCGUCGGACAAAUUUCAUCAACAAUCUUGGCGGCACCAAGUACUGUGAUCCCUUGCAGGGACGCAAUGUCUAUGCCACAUUAUAUCCGCGCAAUUCGCCUGAAAACACCGAUGAUGGUAAACGAAUUGUCAAUCCAAUCGAGAAAUAUAUAAUUGUAUCAUGUCGUUUGGAUACCACAAGCAUGUUCGAUGGUGUGGGUUUGGGUGCAAUGGAUUCGCUCAUGGGCCUGGCCACUAUGACGAUGGUGGCGCAAAUGCUGCGGAUCUUGUUGCCUGCACAGAACUUGUUGCCUGAUCCGCACCGGAAUGUGCUAUUUGUGGCAUUUAAUGGCGAAUCAUAUGAUUAUAUUGGCUCCCAGCGAUUCGUCUAUGACUUGGAGAAUCUGGAUUUUCCCACCCGUUCUACGCGAUCCAGUCCAAUCUCUUUUGAAAAUAUUGAACUAAUGCUAGAUAUUGGAACACUAGACGACAUAGCCAACAUUAAGCUGCACACACUCCACAAAUCUUCAUCGUUGGCCCAGCAAUUGCUACAGCAGCUUAACCGCUAUGCAAAGUCAUCGCGGUACAAUUUUAAAGUGAACUUCGAAUCUAGUGUCGGAUAUCAUAUGCCACCAACAUCAGGGCAAUCGUUUUUGCGUCGUGAUUCCAAUUUCCCAGCGUUCAUUUUGAAUGCGGUACCUGGCAACAGAUACUAUCACUCCAUUUAUGAUGAUCCCGAUAAUGUGGCCUUUGUAUAUGCCAAUACCAGUCAAGAUUACACAACGUUGACCGAUGUAAGCGACUUCAAGGACUUUGACACCAAUUCUCUGCAAAUGAAAGUACGGAAUGUGUCCUCAAUAGUGGCCAUGACGCUUUAUGAGACCUUAACUGGUAAAGAGUAUCAAGAGAGCAAAGUGGCCAAUCCCUUCUUGGCAGAUGAGUUUUUCUACUGCUUUCUUCAAUCGUCCGACUGUCCACUGUUUAAAGCUUCUUCGCAUCCGGAUAGUCCAAGUGGUCUACCACUUCCGCCCAUGCGCUACAUAAGUGUAUUGGGAGGCUCGCAAGAAUCAUCAGGUUGGACAUAUCGCCUGCUUGGCUUUUUGCUUUCGCAACCACAACCACAAGUGCCAAUGGAAAAUUGCACCCAACUGCCAAUGUCAUAUUUUGCGGGCUUUAAUGGCACUGGAGAGUGUCGUCUCACAACCCAGAACUACACAAGUGCUUUGAGUCCCGCAUUCCUUAUGGAUGAUUACGAUUGGAGCUCAAGGCAGUACUCAACAUGGACUGAAUCAACUUGGUCGCAGUUUAGCGCACGCAUCUUCUUACGACCGUCAAAUAUGCAUGAAAUAACCACUUUAAGCAUUGGCGUUGUGGUGUUUAUCAUAUCCUUCUGUCUUAUAUACAUUAUCACCUCACGCUGGGAGGUACUUCUUGAUGAUGUCCCAGCUAGUAAUGCGGCAUUUCCGCAGCCAACGGCCUGCUAGUAACAGAAAAAUCGGAAGGAUAUACACAAGAAUUAACAGAACACUAAAAAAAAAACGGGAAUUGACAUUUAAAUGUUAGUAAAUACCCAAAACACAGAAAGACCUCUAACAAGAAGACAGAAAAAUUAUAUUCUAACUUACUCAGCUUAAGUUUUAGGAAAUAAAAAUCUAUUUAUAUGUAUUUUUGUAUUUUAAACACGUAUAUUAUACAUAAUUGUAUCAUAAUUAGCAAUUUCUUCCAACGUUACUUAAAGAAAGUUUGCUUUUAGUUGUAAAUUAAGCACACAGAAAUAAGUAUACUAAAAGUAAAUGAACAA
Drosophila innubila is the source of this 2441-nucleotide messenger RNA. It is a transcript of the gene Nct, whose product is annotated as nicastrin. Gene Ontology annotation, cellular component: membrane. NCBI's taxonomy places the organism in Eukaryota, Metazoa, Arthropoda, Insecta, Diptera, Drosophilidae. The record is from RefSeq and is a predicted model, not a curated record. Gene Ontology annotation, biological process: protein processing; Notch receptor processing. The transcript is spliced from 7 exons. Bases 1 to 2124 code for a protein of 707 amino acids.